This is a messenger RNA of Caretta caretta (loggerhead turtle), 10389 nucleotides long. RefSeq names its product fidgetin, microtubule severing factor (gene FIGN). Gene Ontology annotation, molecular function: ATP hydrolysis activity; ATP binding; microtubule severing ATPase activity. The record is from RefSeq and is a predicted model, not a curated record. NCBI's taxonomy places the organism in Eukaryota, Metazoa, Chordata, Testudines, Cheloniidae.
UCCCAACUCCCUUAGUUCCCGAUUCCCUCGCUGCCACAGAGGGAAAGAGGAGUGAGAGCGCCCGGGCUGCUUUGCCAUGACCUCCCGGCCACCUCCAGCCCGUGUUUGCGUGUUCCCCUGCAAGCGGCAGCAGCCCCUGCCAUGUAACAUGACCUGCGCCGCCACGGCCCUGUGCCGCGCAGCCAUUGAGCUCUCCCUGCACAUGAAUCUCCUGCGUGUCUCCCCCUCGCCCCUUUGAAAACUGAUCUUUGGCUCUUAGUGUGAAAGUGAUUUGAAUUUGGCUCGGCGGCGCUCUGCGCAGGCGUCCAGCUGCUGGCAUGCUGGCUCCUUGCAAAGCAGCUGUUUUGGGUUUGAAAUUCCAACAUGGCAGAGGCUGCAGUCAGUCUUCCCUUCAAAAACUUGGAAUGAUUUCAAAUCAUAGGCACCUUCACUUAACCCGAGCCCCCAUUCAUCAGCAAACACAGCGGAUCGAUGCUACUCUAACCUAUCGCGUUCUCCUACCAAACCUGCAGGUUAAAUGAAUACCUGACGAAAGGGCCCACGUUUCAAGGCAGUGACAUUUGAUAGCUGAGAGGAAAAGUGGCUUUAAUGAAAAGCAACCUUUGGAAUUCCUGCUUGUGAAAAAUCCAAUUCAGCUUUUUGUGCUGCCAGCAAGAAAUGAUCAGUAGCACCAGUGUUUAUGGCUUGAAGAUGCAGUGGACGCCGGAGCAUGCACAGUGGCCAGAACAGCACUUUGAUAUCACUUCGACUACCCGGUCUCCUGCUCACAAGGUGGAAGCAUACCGUGGACACCUGCAGCGCACCUAUCAAUAUGCCUGGGCCAAUGAUGACAUCUCUGCUCUGACUGCCUCAAAUCUAUUGAAAAAAUAUGCAGAAAAGUAUUCUGGUAUUUUAGAAGGCCCAGCCGACCGACCCAUCCUUAGUAACUAUUCCGAAGCUCCGACAGCACUGGUGAAUGGUCGGAAGAAUGAAAAUGAACCCUGGCAGCCUUCUUUGAACUCGGAGAGUGUUUAUCCUAUGAACUGUGUCCCGGAUGUUAUUACUGCCAGCAAAGCUGGAGUAAGUGCAGCCCUCCCUCCAGCAGAUGUCUCUGCCAGUAUAGGGAGCUCACCUGGGGUGGCCAGUAACCUGACAGAACCUAAUUAUUCUAGUAGUACCUGCGGAAGUCAUACAGUACCUAGUCUUCAUUCAGGACUCCCAUCUCAGGAAUAUGCCACAGGAUACAAUGGAUCUUAUUUACAUACUAGUUACAGUAGCCAGCCAACACCUGCACUUCCCUCACCUCAUCCAUCCCCUUUGCAUAGCUCUGGCCUCUUACAGCCACCACCACCGCCACCACCAGCCCUAGUCCCAGGGUACAAUGGGACUUCUAACCUCUCCAGUUACAGCUACCCAUCUGCUAGUUAUCCUCCUCAAACUGCUGUUGGGCCUGGGUACAGCCCUGGUGGUGCCCCACCUCCCUCAGCAUACCUGCCUUCAGGAAUUCCUGCUCCUACUCCUCUCCCCCCUACCACUGUACCUGGCUACACCUACCAGAGUCACGGUUUGACGCCCAUUGCACCAUCAGCUCUGACAAACAGUUCCGCAAGUUCUCUCAAAAGGAAAGCUUUCUAUAUGGCAGGGCAAGGAGACAUGGACUCCAGUUAUGGAAAUUACAGCUAUGGCCAACAGAGAUCUACACAGAGUCCCAUGUACAGAAUGCCCGACAACAGCAUUUCAAAUGCAAACAGGGGGAAUGGCUUUGACAGAAGUGCUGAAACAUCAUCCUUAGCAUUUAAGCCAACAAAGCAGCUAAUGUCCUCUGAGCAGCAAAGGAAAUUCAGUAGCCAGUCCAGCAGGGCUCUGACACCCCCUUCCUAUAGUACUGCUAAAAAUUCAUUGGGAUCAAGAACAAGUGAAUCUUUUGGGAAGUAUACCUCCCCAGUAAUGAACGACCAUGGGGAUGAGCACAGGCAGCUCCUCCCUCACCCAAUGCAAGGCCCGGGACUUCGUGCAGCUACCUCAUCCAACCACUCUGUGGACGAGCAACUGAAGAAUGCUGACACACACCUCAUUGACCUUGUAACCAAUGAGAUUAUCAACCAAGGACCUCCUGUGGACUGGAAUGACAUUGCUGGCCUAGAUUUGGUAAAGGCUGUCAUUAAAGAGGAGGUUUUAUGGCCGGUGUUGAGGUCAGAUGCAUUCAAUGGACUGACUGCUCUACCUCGGAGCAUCCUUUUAUUUGGACCUCGGGGAACAGGCAAAACAUUAAUGGGUAGAUGUAUAGCUAGUCAGCUAGGGGCCACGUUUUUCAAAAUCGCUGGCUCUGGGCUUGUCACAAAGUGGUUAGGGGAAGGAGAAAAAAUUGUUCACGCUUCCUUCCUCGUGGCAAGGUGUCGCCAGCCCUCAGUGAUUUUUGUUAGUGACAUUGAUAUGCUUCUUUCAUCUCAAGUGAGUGAAGAACACAGUCCAGUAAGUCGGAUGAGAACCGAGUUCCUUAUGCAGCUGGACACUGUUCUAACUUCUGCUGAGGACCAAAUAGUAGUAAUUUGCUCCACAAGUAAACCAGAAGAAAUAGAUGAAUCUCUUCGAAGGUACUUCAUGAAACGACUUUUAAUCCCACUUCCUGACAGCACAGCGCGGCACCAGAUAAUAGUACAACUGCUCUCACAGCACAAUUACUGUCUCAAUGACAAGGAGGUUGCACUGCUUGUCCAGCGCACAGAAGGCUUUUCCGGAUUGGACGUGGCUCAUUUGUGUCAGGAAGCAGUGGUAGGCCCACUCCAUGCCAUGCCAGCCACAGACCUUUCAGCCAUUAUACCCAGCCAGCUGAGGCCAGUUACAUAUCAAGACUUUGAAAAUGCAUUCUGCAAGAUACAACCUAGCAUAUCUCAAAAAGAGCUUGAUACAUAUGUUGAAUGGAACAAAAUGUUUGGUUGCAGUCAGUGAUACUUCUUUAAAAAAAAAUUGAAAUGAAUGUUGGCACACACACAACCUGCUACAUAGGGUAUAGAACCCCUUUUCAGUAGUGUUAAAAUUGCAAAGGGUACUGGGAAGACUACAGUUAUUUUGCAUCUAAAGAGUUAGGGUAGACUUGAAGGAAAAGUGCAUCAAGCAAGAGCUGUUGAUCUGAAAAACCACACAUGACAGAAAGCAUAUGUUGAUGCUCAGUUCUGUUCAAGCUAGACAACACUCACCAAGGAGCAAGGUGCAAGUGGGUUGAUUUCAGAAGGACAUGAACCCUGUGUGUUGAUUCCAUUCUGCUGUUCUUGAGAUUUAGUUGCUGUCAAGUGCCUGAAGUGGUGCUUUAUUUUUUGUUUGCCUCACAAUUACAUUGGUGGCAUGUGCUAAUAUAAAGAGCUUUAACUUCAAACAUUAUUGGACUAAAGAGAUGAACGGUUGUGUUGCGACAGAGAACCAGAUUUUUGCUAUUCUAAGAGCAACAGUAUUCCUCAAUCCUGUCUGUUCUGCAGUAUUAAACUAAGAACAGGUAAAACAGGGUAAUGGUAAUCUGGACCUUAAUUUCUGCAGUUCAUUUCUUUUAAUGUUCUGUCUGCAAAAACUCAGGAAAGUGAUUGUGAUUUGUACAGUACCUCAAAGGAAUGUGUUGAAAGCACUAUGUACUGCUGAGAGUUAUAGGCUAGGCUUCAAUGUUACUUUAUAUUAAAUAUGUAUGUUUACCUCAACAAUUGGAAAAUGGCAAAGAAAUUACUUUGAAUGUAUCCAGGAAAAUACUGAAGUGUGAUAUGAAUGAAUCUUUACAAUUUUAAAGUAGAAACAGAAGGAUUUCCCAGUGUUAAGAAAUGGGUCUUUUGCCAAUUUUGGGGAUCAGACCAGAGCAGAAUAAUUCUCUUCAUGUCAGUAAACUGGAAGAGUAUUUAGUAUAUUGCUCCUUGAUAAUUAUGUGAUACAGUCUUUAAAAGGUGCACAGAUGAAAAGAGAGCCACUUAAUCAGUUUAUAUUAUCAUCUGGAACGGUUAAACAUGAGAUUUGGUUAAACUAUGACUUCAGGCAUUUUAUUUCUUGGCUCUAGUUGUAGUUUUGUGGUUAUUUCGGUAAGGCUGAAGGGAAUGGAAUCAUUGUAGGUCACUGGCAUAGCUCUAGUUACAGGACUGUUCAGAGCAAUGCAGUAGACUGUGACCAAACAAUAAAAAUAACAAAGCAAAACUGAACCCUCAAAGUACAUUUUUUCCCCUCGCAAACUGUAAAGUUUAGUUUUUAUUGUAUACAUAUGGCUCCAUUGUCCUUACUGCAAUCUUCAUUUAGUAUCUGUUAGAAAUCUUCCAGGAUGGAUUGUGCCCACCAUUAUUUCUACCUCAGUUUUGUUACAUUUCUCUUGGAAAGCAAAGUAAGAAAUAGAGCAAAAAAUUAAAGUCAGAUUACAUUAGGAAUGCUAACCUGCUCAACGAGUUUCAGAGAGCUGCUGUUUUCCCUCAAGUCAAGUUUCUCUCUGUAGGUUACAUGCUCUCCUUUCUCUCCUCCCCCCACUACACAUACUACAGAGUCUUCCUUCUGGAAAGACUAGCCAGCAUGUGUGGCAUUUUGCUCAAUUCUUCCCCCGCCCCACAGUGUCUUUCUUUUUAUCCUUUAAUGCUUUAUGUGCAACUCUUUUCAUGACAGCUGACUGAUGUUGGGUAAUGUCUCUGAACAGGAGCAGAGUAUGCUGCAGCUGCCCAAAGCCUCUGCCACUGCAUGAGCAGAACAGCCUUGCUUUUUAUUUUAUUAUAUUUUGGUUUACUUUAAAGAGACAGUAACAAAACUGUUGCAUAGCACUGGCAUUGAUUGUUUCUGUUAAGUAAUGUACAUUCAAAACCAUUAAAUAAAUGCACUGAAAAGCCCCAAGAAGAGAGCUACCAAUCUGUUACCAGAUCAUGUUUGUCUUCUUUAAAAAAAAAAAAAAAAUUAUACAGAUCUCAAUGUGAAAUCACUUGAAACAUUUCACGUUUAGAAAGCUAAUGAGGGAUUUCAUGAUAUUGCUGGGAAUUUGACUCUUGAUUACUGCUUUCCUUUACCUUUCUUUUAAAAUAUAGAUAGAUAAACCAGAGCAAAUAAACCAAAAUUUAAUUUAAGAAGAAUUCCUGGCAAACAUUUAGUCAAUCUAAAGUUUAUGUUUUAAACAUGAAAGUACCAUUUUUAAAACAGUGCCUUUCAUUAAGGAUACAGAAAGUAAGACUUAAAUACACCACCUGCUUUUUCAACAAGUGACUAACAUACACAAUCAUUCUUCUGACCCACUCUUUCUGCUUUCUCCCAAGCCCCCUCUUCUGCCAUUUUACCUUCCUUAGUGUUGGUAAAUUCUGAGAUCCCCAUUAACUGUAGGUUCAUAUUGAUCUCACUGACAAGUUUUACUAUUGCAGGUUGCUGACUCAUUUUCUGUCUUAGACAAUAUAUUUCAUGUCUGCCGUCAAGCUGUGCUCACCUGAAAGUAGGGUGACGAGGUGUCCCAAUUUUAUAGGGACAGUCCCGAUAUUUGGUGCUUUUUCUUAUAUAGGCUCCUAUUACACACCACCACUACCCUCUGUCCCGAUUUUUCACACUUGCUAUCUGGUCAGCCUAUCUGAAAGGUUCAGGCAACUUUUGACAAACCAACUCUUGUUUAAACCACUUCUGAUAAAUCCAUAAUAUUAACAGUUUUUUGUGACUAGUAAAAGUAAUGCCAAAUUCUGGACUGCACGAGUGUAUUUUUCCCCACCUUUUACCUAGAACACAAUUAAAUGAAAUUAUAGAUACUCAUUUUGGCUUCCAGCUUUACAUCAUUAUCUAUAAAAAUACACUCUGAGAAACUGACUGCUGAAUUGUAUCUUAAUGAACAUGACAGGCAGGCAGAAAAGCCAAUGGGAAGAUGCGAGUACCACAAGCUCAGAUUCCAGGGGCUUGAUUCAACCCUGCAGGCACGGAAGGCUGGAAAUUUCACCCCACCGUCUAGCAGCUGCACCUGGGGCUAGGAGGUGAGUGGAUUCACCCUUCUCCCAAGGAAGGGUAGUUUUUCUUGCACCUCUGCCCUUCCUUUGAGGUCUUGUUAGAGAGGGCAACCAUAAAGUAUGGUCAGAGCUCUGCCAGGGGAAGUUCCUUGGAAAAUACACUCAGCCAGCCCUUCUCCAGUGUGUUCAGGCUACAUCUUCUCCCUUGACAGAAUUUAGGGCUGAGCUGGCAACUUCCAGGCCCCUCUGGUUAAAUAGGGUUGUGCACGCCUUGUGUGGCUCUGAUCUCCUGAAGGCGUGCUUCCAGCCAUGAGUGUCCCAGCAGGAAUGAAGCAAUCCCCAGGACUUGAGCUCUCAAACUUGGAUAUGUCAGAAAGGUUAAGAUCACUUUUGGGCGGGGGGGACAACCAACUUCCUCAGGCUGCAAUAUUUGCUGGUUUUUGAAAGAGCUUUGCAGGAAGCUGUUUGCUGUCUGUUGCAAUUGGUCAUAGCUGUGGGUGGGUCAUGCUGCAGCUACAGAAGUGCAUAAGAGAAAAUAGCAGCCAGACGUACAAUUUCAAGUACUGGGGUUUUCUUGGAUUUUAGGGAAUUUGGGGUAAGAUCAUUAAUGAAUUACAGCCAUAUCAGCCUAUCAGCAUAGAAGCCCAUCAGGUCUGCUUGUAGUUUUGAUAACUGAGAAGACCAUUUUACAUCCGCUUAUGCACUUUUCUACCGCUGCAGUAACAAUUCUAAUAGCAGCAACAACAAAAUAAAGUGGAGGAAUAUUUUUGCAAGCUGAAGGAUCAAUAUCAAUUCAAGGGUUUUUUUAUAAUGACCUUAUGUGAGAGACAAAUGGAAAUACUCUACACUUCUGGCAUGCCUCUCUCCAAAAUAUUUAGAACAUUAGUGAUGAUAUUGAAAAGUUUGCUGACUGAGCUGAUCAAUGGAAUGUGAAGGCAGUUUACUUUAAGGCUAUUUACUUUCACACAGAAUAUUUAUCUAUUAGUCAGUUUGUAUUCCACUCAACGGCAGAUAGAGGGGGCAACAUGUUUUCUUGUGUGUUUCAAACCCAUGAUGGAGAAAAUAAACCAUUCCACUAAACUACGUAGGCAUCUGGGAAAGCGAUGCCAGCUGCCCAGAAGCUAGGCUCUGUAAAAUAGUACAAGGUCAUUUUACAUGGGCUUGCAUAGUACGUUGCUAUUCAGUUUUCAGAAGAAAAUAAUGUUGUGUAAAACUCCAAAUCAUUCCAAUCGUUGUUUUGUAAACUUCAGUAUAUUUACAUUCAAAAGCAAACUUUGGAAUCCAUACAGGGUUUCCACUAUCUGAAAGUACAUACAGCUUUAGGUAUAAGCCCAUGUGUUUCUACUGUCUGAAAAUACAUACAGCUUUAGGUAUAAGCCCAUGUGUUUCCUCUUAACCAGUGUAUCAUCAGCUAGAGUAUAUUGUAUAAAAUUGAAGGAUACAUGUCAUCGUAAAAUGAGGCCACUGAAAUAAACUUCUAAAAUUCUCCUUUCACUUACACCAGUGUGAAAUGGGUAUAACCCCAAUGACUUCACUGGAGUUUCACCCAGGAGAGAAGAGUUAACUCCAAAAUGUAUAAGCUAUGUCCGUUGGUUUUUCAUCAUCAGAUCUGCAAGCUAACAUAUAUGCUAUUUACAGCACUAACUCCCUUUCAUCUUGUAUGGGUGCCUAUGUGUAUAUAAUAUUUAUAUGUACAUACACACCAAGUCCAAGUAAUAUUUUUGUCUCUUUCCUUUGAGAAGUAAACACUUUCUUUUUGUUUAAUUGCCUGCAGAAUUAUGUGAAGCACAUUCAUAGCCAUGGCGGUAUUAGUAUUUCAAAAUUCAAAAAACAAAACAAAACAAAAAACCCAGCUGUACUGGUGACUAACCAAUACAUGAACUGAAGCUCAUACUCUGCAAAGACCUUUGGUUGACAUUCGAUUUUGAACCUGCCAGAUGCAUUUUUGUGAACCAGGGAUACUGCAUCUUUAAUGAACAAGUCUCUACUCUUUCCCCUGUUUUUAAAUACAACACAAGCAGUGUAGCACUAGGCACUGCAAUUGUCAAAGACAAUUAGACUGAAAGCAGGAAAAUUUCACCUCCCUGUCUCAGUGAUAUGUAGAAUGUCGGCAGUGUGGGUCAGCCUUGCCACAGAGUUGUGUGAGAAUAUGUGAAUCAGUCCUAUAGAAUGUUAAAUAUUUAUAAAAUGCUUCUGUACUACACCAAGGUUGGGAGCAAAUUCAUUCCUUCUUGUUGUCUUAUAAUAGAAAAAAAGAAGCAAAAGAUUAUUUCCAAACCUAAACUUCGUGGAGUUUUUUUUUCUAUUUUCUGUUUUGUUGUUGUUUGUACUUGUGAUUUAUAUACAGUCGCUAGAAACUUUUCAUUUGCUUUUUAAAAAAUAUUUUUUUCAUCAGAUGUGUAUUCAGACCUUUGUUCUUUAAAACCAUUGCUACCUCAUUGCUACAUAUUGUACAUGUAGUAUUUAUUUGUUGUCUUUUUUUGAAUGUCAUGCAUUUCGUAAGAAAAAGACUUGUCCUUGAACCUGAACAGUCUACCUCAGAAAGACUGUCUUUACACUGAACAGUAUUAACAUCCUAAACGAUAAGACGUAUUAGCGAAGUGUGGCAGGGUAGAUAAUGCACAAGUACUUGGGAUACUGAUGGACUUUUAAUUGUACUUAUAACACAAGACUGCUUAAAGGAACUUAAAGGAAAUUAUGCACUGUGUAGGUCUUCAUCAAGGUCCCAUUUUUGGCAUGCUACAAGAAACUGCAGCUUUAUUUGGCUGUACCCUUCUACGAGAAAUUUUAGUUGUUUCAAGCAUUCUUUUGCAUUGGCAAUCUGGCUACUUUUUUUUUUAUAUAUAAUAACCUAUUCUAUUGACUGAGGUACAGUACUCGGCUCUUAAAUUUUAAAACAAAUUAUAGUACUUACAAUUAUUUUUAUCUGCAGUCUUCAGUGAUGUAAAGUGUCUCACACUGUAAUUCUGUGACUCCCUGUAUAAUUAAUGAAAACAAACUGUAGUUGUAAGAGUCUGUGCAAGGUUUUAACAUAAACCAAAAAAACAAAAAAGGCACUUCCCAAAGGAUUUAACACAUAUGGAGUCAAGGUGCUCACAAGUUCUGUAAUCAAAAGUAUUUAUAUUGCUGAUUCUGCUUUAUAAACAUGUAUUUUCUUUUUGAAAUAUUGUACAACUAAUGGCACAUUGGAUUACUUUGUAUGAAGUAUUUUAUAUUUUAAUAUUUAUUUUUGCAUCAGUCCUCUCUCUCUUGCGCUAUUUUUUUUUCCCACCAGCUCUACAUUACUGUAGGAAAAGAACACAUUAAAAAAAAUGCCGAAAAGAGUCCACCAUCCAAUCGAUGAAUGGACUUUUGAAGUUGCUUGUCAGCAAAUUGUGGAUAUUUUACAAAAGCAAAUGAACUGUGACAAUCCACAACUCCCACAGAUGUGAAUUCAGAAAUGCAUCUGAAAAUCCUGGUAUGCCUGACAAUCUGUUCUUUAAGUUCCAUUAACAAAGUGGCAUCCAAUCCUUUCACUUGCAGUUCCUUGCAGGAGUGUAUUGUCUAGAGGCUGUCUAGUAGUGAUUAAGAGGUGGGGAUUUUCUUUUUGUUUGUUUACUGUAGUAGGUGAGGGACACCAUAUUUCUUGUCAGCUAAUAAUGCCUGUCUGAGACAAAAAUUAAAAAAAAAAACCCCACAAGUAAUUAAAAUUUCUGUGCACUUUUCUUUCCUGGCCAUAUUGAUUUUAUUUGCUUAAAUUGAAACAAUACAUUGGGUUUGACCAGAUUUUGACCCUUCACAAGAAGAAAGGACCUAUGUAGUACAUGUUUCUUUGGGUUAUUCUGGUACUGUUUGCUUAUUUGUUCUGCAAAGUCAAAAUCAUUUUUGUUGUGCAUUAUUUUGCAUCUGCCGAAACUAAAUGUGUUGUUAUUGCACUCAUUAAAAAUGAAACAAUCCAUUUCUCUUGGAAAAAAUGACAAGCUUUAGAUGAUGAAAGCUUAAAUUAUCCAUCACUUGCAAAAUGAAUUCAUAUAAUUUGCGAACAUUAUUAAUGUAAAUGAGACAUUUCUGCUUAGAUUUUUUUUUAUUUUGAUGGGAUCAUUAUAUGGUUGAUCAUAUGUGUAUAGGAAGCUGCUGUACAAUUAACUUGGAGAUCUGAAAAUGCUUUUUUGUCUUCAUUGUUACAGUUUCAAUUGUAAUCCAUUGCAUCUCAUUUUCUUGGGUGUUGGCACUGUAAUAUAAAAAAAAAAUAAAAAAAUCAGUGCUCAGUAUUGUAACUAACUGUCCCUACUGAAUAUUCCUUUUCAUAAAUACUUGCUACCACAGGGAAAUUAAGUUUUCAUAUAGAAUAAAUAGUUUCAGUAGUAACCAUUAAAGAAUUAAAAAUAAAAGUUGUGGUUCAAGGCAGAUAUUUUUAUGAAAAGUUUUCUCUAUUGUAAAAUUUGUUGUAUAUGGCUAUGCUACUAUCAUGGAAUAAGAAAAGAACAAGCAUACCUCAAAUAAAAAAACU